UCGAGCUUUUCACGUUUCAACAUUUCACAGAAAAUUAUCCUCAUCCCGACUUGCAAUUUACACUCUCCAGAUAAGUCGUUCAAUCCAGUCUUCCGUCAUGCGGCUAAACAAUCGCGUUGCCAUAGUCACUGGCUCAUCCCAGGGAAUUGGUAGAGAGAUCUGCCAUCAAUUUUUCGUUGAGGGUGCAGUGCUUGUAUGCGCUGAUCUUAAGCCAAUUGGAAAGGGCGAAACUACUUCUACGCAUGAAUGGAUUGUCGGCGAAGGCGGGCAAGCCAUCUUUGUCGAGACCGAUGUCAGUGUAGCCUCCAGCUGGGAAGCACUCAUCGCAAAAGCUGUCAAGACAUAUGGGAGGCUUGAUAUUGUGGUAAACAACGCAGGCAUUUGCGCUGAGGCUAGCAACCCAUUACCCAUCGACCAAGUCGACGAAGACAUGUUCGACGCUCACAUGCGCAUCAACACACGAGGCGUUUUUCUCGGUUGCAAGUAUGCCGUUCGACAAUUCAAGGUACAAGAGCCACAAUCCAACGGUAUGCGCGGCUGGAUUGUGAACCUCGCUUCUAUGGUCUCCAAUAUCGGGAUGCAGGGACUUACUGGGUAUACAGCGUCUAAGGGUGCCGUUGCAGCUAUGACGAGAACCAUUGCACUGGACGUCGCGAAAGGAGGCAUUGUAGCCAAUUGCAUCGCUCCUGGAUUUUCUCAAACCGCCAUGCUUGAUGAUGCGCUUGGUGGGGCCUUGUCCGCCGCAGCGGACGCCGUCAAGGCCUCCAUUCCUCGCGGCAGCUUUGGGCACCCCACCGAUCAUGCAAGGGCUGCGGUGUAUCUUGCUAGCGAUGAUGCGCAAUGGGUUACGGGGCAGGUAUUGAAUGUGGAUGGUGGCUUGACCGCGCAGUGAAUCAUUCUCCUGUAGCAUUAGGAUCGUUGCAAACAUGACGGAGUCGUUGAGGCAUAACGCAUGUGCCGUGCUUGGGAAGGUCUGGACUGCCGUUCGGCUUUGCGAGUAAAAUCUGUCUAGAACAUCUGAGCUUUCGCGACUGAUGUAGCUCCAUACUGAUUGUGG
Messenger RNA from Alternaria alternata, 1057 nucleotides. RefSeq names its product NAD(P)-binding protein. NCBI's taxonomy places the organism in Eukaryota, Fungi, Ascomycota, Dothideomycetes, Pleosporales, Pleosporaceae. The transcript is spliced from 4 exons. Gene Ontology annotation, molecular function: oxidoreductase activity, acting on the CH-OH group of donors, NAD or NADP as acceptor. Bases 98 to 892 code for a protein of 264 amino acids. The record is from RefSeq and is a predicted model, not a curated record.